AGAUAGGGUUGCAUUGCAGUUCAAGUAGCAGCUCGUUGAAGCCACACUAUUUCCACAAGCUCUUCUAUCUCAUUAUCAACAACACAAAUCAUAGAACAGAAAAACCAUAGUUUUUUUUUUUGCCUUAGAAACCAAACAAAAAAACAGAUAAUAAUUACAAUGGCAAGCACACCAGCUUUGUAUGGCACAUCAGUGAGCACCUCCUUCAUCAGGAGACAACCAAUGUCAGUAACCACCGCAACAACCACCACCACAAAAGCAUCAUUUCCCAACAGUUUUGGUUUGAAAGGUGGAAGACGUGGAGAUCUUGUCAUUGCCAUGGCUGCUUACAAAGUGAAACUCAUCACACCAGAAGGACCUCAAGAAUUUGAAUGCCCUGAUGAUGUUUACAUUCUUGACCAAGCUGAGGAAGUUGGACUUGAACUUCCUUACUCAUGCAGAGCUGGUUCUUGCUCUUCUUGUGCUGGCAAAGUUGUUGGUGGUGAAGUUGAUCAAUCAGAUGGUUCUUUCCUUGAUGAUGAACAGGUUGAUGGUGGUUUUGUUCUCACUUGUGUUGCUUAUCCUAAGUCUGAUGUUGUUAUUGAGACACACAAGGAAGAAGAACUCACUGCUUAAUUAAUUCUAUUCUAUUCUUCUCAUGUUAUGUUAUGUUUGUUGCUUUUUAAUUAAUUUUGUGUUCUGUUGUCUACAAUGAGUAGUAACUUUAUUAAUUGCUUCACAUAUGUGAACUUAAUAAUGUUGUAUCUUUAAUGUUAAUGUUUUUCAUUUUCCUUAA
This is a messenger RNA of Cicer arietinum (chickpea), 775 nucleotides long. Its product is annotated as ferredoxin-like. Gene Ontology annotation, molecular function: electron transfer activity; 2 iron, 2 sulfur cluster binding. The record is from RefSeq and is a predicted model, not a curated record. Lineage: Eukaryota; Viridiplantae; Streptophyta; Magnoliopsida; Fabales; Fabaceae. Gene Ontology annotation, cellular component: chloroplast stroma. Gene Ontology annotation, biological process: electron transport chain.